Lactuca virosa is the source of this 960-nucleotide messenger RNA. NCBI's taxonomy places the organism in Eukaryota, Viridiplantae, Streptophyta, Magnoliopsida, Asterales, Asteraceae. The record is from the annotation of a GenBank genome assembly.
AUGGAAUUUUCGAUGGGGAGCACUAAGCUUUUGAUUCAAUUUGAAAGAAUGGUGAACUGGUUGAAACUUCUACUGCAACUUCAUCACACAAAUGAAAAUGACGAACUUAGUUUAAGAGGCCUUGUGCCACUUGAGAAUGAUAAGGAGAGAGAUAAGGGAGAGGAAAAAGCAAAUGAUCAAUUGGAAAGAGAUCAGCGGUCAACUGAAAACCGAUCCAUGUGGAUAUGUCCACAUAGAUAUGGGAAACUUUUACUAUCAAAAGUUACUGUACACAUAAACAAUGUAACAGGUAAACCUGCUAACUUUAAACAAAAUGAUAUAUUAGACAGCAAAAUCUCCCGAAGAGCAUCCAGUUUGAUCCGCCAUCCAGUAGCUGCCAUGAAAGGCGAUCAUCGAUCGCUUCUACUUGCUACAGUCCUAAUUUCAUCACUACUACUCUCGGCUUUCAUACACGAUACAAGAGCUGAAGUCAUAACCCUAACUGAAAGUACCUUCUCCGACAAGGUAAAAGAGAAAGACACUGCUUGGUUUGUGAAAUUCUGUGUUCCUUGGUGCAAGCAUUGUAAGAAGUUGGGUUCUUUGUGGGAGGAUCUUGGAAAGACAAUGGAAGGGGAGGAUGAAAUAGAGGUUGGUGAAGUGGACUGUGGUACUAAUAAACCUCUUUGUUCAAAAGUUAAAAUCGGAUCGUAUCCCUCAUUCAAGCUUUUCUAUAAUGGAGAAGAAGUUGCCAGAUAUCGAGGUGCAAAGGAUAGGACGAUAAAGAUUUAUGAUCUACCUUACACUUUCAGUUUCAGGAGGUCUAUCUGAAAAUUAUCCGAGCAGACAUACACUAGUUUCAUGACAUUAUUUUAUAGUUGUACAACAUUAUUGGCGAUCACGCAGCUAAUAUUUUAUUCUGAUAGAAACUUUUUUGGGAAUGAACUAUUAUGCAUUUUCUUUCCCCCCCAAUUUUUUUUUUUU